AUGAUCAACCACAUGGGCUCUCAAUUGGAAGGGAAUGCACAGGAGUGGUGGACCUCCAAGCUCCGAAUUGACAGGGCACAUGAAGGAAGGCUAUUCAAUGACUGGCACUACUUUACAGAGCGGCUGUCAGAACAAUUCAAUCCCCGGAACGCUAGAAUGGAAGCCUACAACAAGCUAUUGGCUCUCAAACUCACUAGCGAUGCACCCAGUGCUGCCACCCGCCAUGUGGAACGUUUCAGAGACCUGGAGGGACAAGUCAAUCUGGAUGAUAAUGAACUCAUCAUUGACUUGUUCAGAGGCAGUCUCACACAUAGUCUACAAGAAAAGUUUGAACGUAACCCGCCUGCAAAGAGGUGGGGAUGGUACCAAGAGGUCAAAGAUAUCGACUGGCAGAGGAUGCUGCUACAGCAGUCCUCUGCUAGGCACCCAAGCGCUGUUCCUCCACGAUUGAACCCAGGAAUCCGACCAAUGCCACCCAUUCAGAGUUCAUUCCCCGUUCGGCAACUGGCACAAAGAAACUCUGCUCAUAUGCCGGCACCAAUGACGGCAGGUAGCCCAAGCAGGCCAAUCAAUCGGCUGCUACCUCAGCAGUAUGCACCAGGCCCGAAACAAGGAGGCCCCACAGUACCAGGCAAUAGCACUUGCCAUAUCUGCAAAGGCAUCAGACAUUGGGCCAGAGACUGCCCAAGCAAGAAAGCGGACCCUCUGGGGCCACGACCUUUGGGUCCAAGAGUCAUGGUAACCACAGAAGAUCCCUUUGAAGAAGGGGCCACCGACUCAGGGGAUGGGCAUACAGGCAGCGCUGAAAUGAGCGACCCUGAUGACCUAGACUUCAGUCAUUACCAAGUUCCUAAUGAUGCUAAUCAUGAGGAGCCCCAAGAUGACGACAACGAGGGAAACGACAGUGGGGCGAUGCACUGA
Messenger RNA from Ustilago hordei, 921 nucleotides. RefSeq lists its product as uncharacterized. The transcript has a single exon. Gene Ontology annotation, molecular function: nucleic acid binding; zinc ion binding. Lineage: Eukaryota; Fungi; Basidiomycota; Ustilaginomycetes; Ustilaginales; Ustilaginaceae. Bases 1 to 921 code for a protein of 306 amino acids. The record is from RefSeq and is a predicted model, not a curated record.